ACAUUAUGGCAAAUCGUCAGGAGCUGCACAGUCACCGUCGUGGCAUGCACUUGGGUGUCACUCCACCUCAAUAUUCCUCAUCCUCACGAGUCCUGGUAUCAUGGGCCGUUACGGCAAGUGGGAAUAGUGAUCAUGGCUAUCAUCGCCCCAGAACUGGUAAUCGCAUGGGCGUUGAGGCAGUGGCUUGUUACACUCCGUCCUCAACCGUCAUACUCACCAGACUCUUUCGCAGAAUGGACCAAAACCCAUUACUUUUUUGGGAUUAUGGGCGGAUAUAUGUUCUACAAGGAUGACGAUGAAAAUACUCCCAGGGUAUUAGAUGUUCAGGAUAAGGAACGACUUCAAUUGAUAUUCAAAUGCCCCACGUUCACUGGACUUACGGAGGCGGACAUUACAGACCGAGGGAAGAGGAAUUCCUUGGAGAAGGCGCCGGCUGUCAUCCAAGGCCUCUGGUUUAUUCUCCAGCUCUUGGCACGUACGGCGCAAAAUCUAGCACUGACUGAGCUGGAGCUCGCGACGCUUGGGUUCGCCCUGCUGAACUCCGUGACGUAUUUCUUGUGGUGGAACAAGCCUCACGGAGCCCAGCGCCCUUGUGUCCUUCGCAAGGAGCAAUAUUGGGGAAGGGUUUCGAAGACUGAUAUCAUCCAGGAAUUCUCGCGACUAUUACUGUCAGGCCCGUGCAGGAAAGCCAAAAAAGCACAUUCGAAGACCACUCCUAGUUCAAGCAGCUGUUCUCUCCCUCGCGAAGUGUGGCGAAAACUGGCUGCAGGAUUCACAAUUGUUAUACACGCAACUCUAACUCCAUUUCUAGAAAUGGUAAAGCCUCAGCCAAUGACUACUAAGGCUGAAUGUGUGCCGACAUUCCACGCGGGGAAGCUAGACUUGGCUGAUGAAGGCAUAACAUAUUGUGUGACUGCUGCCAUUUCCAUGAUCUUCGGUGCUGUCCAUCUGGCGGGGUGGAAUUUUUACUUCCCGUCUCGCAUAGAGCAGAUACUCUGGAGAAGUUGCUCAUUCGCGAUAACAUGCCUACCAUGUGCCGUGUGGAUUUGGUGGGCUACGCGGCACUUGCUAGGACACUCCAAAGGCAAGAACGAAAACGCAGGUGUAAUUGAGGUGACAUUUAUGACAUUGCUCACCUUUCUGUAUAUUUCAGCCCGAAUUGCUCUUCUUGCCGUUGCGUUCACUUCUUUGCGAUGUCUUUCCCCGGGUGCAUACAGGGCGGUCUCAUGGACUAACUAUAUACCACAUGUAUAA
Messenger RNA from Gloeophyllum trabeum ATCC 11539, 1254 nucleotides. RefSeq lists its product as uncharacterized. The record is from RefSeq and is a predicted model, not a curated record. The annotation marks the transcript as partial. The transcript has 3 exons. Lineage: Eukaryota; Fungi; Basidiomycota; Agaricomycetes; Gloeophyllales; Gloeophyllaceae.